UGACCGGCCUCAAGCAGUUGUCCUCGUGGCUCUGAGGUCACGCAACACUAACCCUCUCUCUGUUUCAGGUACCCAACGAAUUAAUCAACUUCCGCAGUGUAGGCAGCCGGGAAGUAACAACCGUCCACACACUUGCAAAAGCACACGAAGCCUUCCUGAGUAUCAUUCCCCUUUACUGUGAUUAGACGAUCAAACGGUUGCUCAGUAACACAUGGUUUUAUUUCAGUACUCGAAUUGUUUUCCACUUGUGUGAAGGGAUCAGAGUGUUGUAUCUCAUUUUUUCCGUAGUAUUUUACGCCGCUUAAAGCUGUACACUUCAUUUUGUGUACAGUGAAGGAAUAACUGAAACUUAUCCCACUUCAUGAUUUUUCUUAAAGCAGGAAUACAGCAUACCUUGAAACUUAAAAGUUUUUACAAGUUUUAAGGGCUCAGAUUACCCCCAGUUGUUUGUCCGAUUAUCCUAACAUUAAACAACCAAUUGUUUCUGUGAAUUCCAGAAUAUGGUUCUGACGCCAAUUUUCCGUUUGGAGCAAACGGAUACAAAGCUUAAAGUUGUUAUACACGCUCCUUUGGCAAAGAUAUCAGAAAUGGAAGUAUGCGUUGAGGAUCAAACGUUUUAUUUCGAUUCUUCUCCAUAUUAUCUUAAAUUUGAUAUUCCUGGUUCUGUGGUGACGGAUGAGGAUACAUUUGAUUUUGAGUUCGUUGAUGGAGAUGUACACGUCACACUGGAAAAAUCAGAACCUGGGUAUUUCAAAGAUUUAGAUUUGAUUUCAAAACUACUGAUAACAUCACCUGCACCUAAAUCUCAGAAGAGUUUAAUUGAAGAACUUAGUGACUCAGAGACACCACAAACAAACUGGUCACUUGAUUGGCUCAGCACAUCAGAAAAUAAGUAUUCAACACAGGAAGAAAUAAUUAUUUCGAAGCCAACUUAUGGUUUUAGUGGCUCUAAGUCUGGACUGUUCACAGUUGAAUCCGACUUAACACAUGCUGUCGACUUAUCAGAUCCAGACGGUGUUGAUGCUGCUAAACGUUCGGAACUCAGGAAAAUAGAAGAGGAGAAAAAGUUUUCAGCUGAUCAUUAUCUUGCAGAUUAUUUUGAGCCAGAUUCUUGGAUGCAUAUGUCUGACGUUGAUCUUCCUUGGGCAAUUAAUGAUUCUCCAGAUUUCUCCUUAGAUGAAAGACAUCGUUUAAUCACUCUCUCAUCUCGCCGACUUCCUCCUCCACCGGAGAGUGCUGAGGAAGAGAAAUCUUUAUACUUGGGCUUACUUGAUUUAUUAUUUGCAUAUGUGUAUGAUUUUAAAAUUCGUGAAGGUGAUGAAAUGAGUGAAUCUGGAUGGAAUAUUGUCAAACUAGCAGCUACACUUUCGUGGUUCGAGGUUUAUCACUCUUUACCUGAGGUUCUUGUAUCAUUCUACAGGCGAGCACUUACGUAUCCUCUUGUACGAAGUUGGCGAUUUUGCACUAUCAUUAAACGAAAUGUUUCUCAUCUUCUAAAGCUUUCUAAUGCUAAAGAAUGGUGUUUAAAGUGUCUGUUAGAAAUUCGUGAAUUGUUAAUUGCCUAUCCUGGUUAUCAUGUAUUCGCAGAGUUAUACCUUAAUGAUUACAUUGUAUGGAUUCAGACUCGUGCAUGUCAAUCUAAGCUUAAUGAUCUUGGCAAGAGUUUAGAAAAUUAUAAAAUGACUAAAGAUCUAAUUGGUUUACAACUGAAAGAAAUUGAACAAGUUGGUCGUGAAUGCUUAGAAAUGGAAAAGCUUCAAAUGUCAUUGAAGGAAGCUUCUCUUUGUGAAAAUCAAGCGAAAAAGCCGGAUGAAUCAGAAAUACUGUAA
Molecule: messenger RNA, 1829 nt
Organism: Trichobilharzia regenti
Lineage: Eukaryota; Metazoa; Platyhelminthes; Trematoda; Strigeidida; Schistosomatidae
Source: the annotation of a GenBank genome assembly